UUCCUCUUUAACCAAGCACCAAGCACCAAUCACUUCACAACUCUCUCUCUUUCUCUCUUUUUAUCCUCUUUUCAACACAAAUUGACAGGUUCAAUGGCACUUUCAGCAAUUUCUUCAGUGACCCUUCUCUUCUUUUUGCUCCAUUUGUGCAUCCAAGGCACUUAUGGUGACAAUGGAGGUUGGGAAAGUGGUCAUGCUACAUUCUAUGGUGGGGGUGAUGCUUCUGGCACAAUGGGGGGUGCUUGUGGUUAUGGCAACUUGUAUAGCCAAGGUUAUGGGACUAACACUGCAGCACUUAGCACUGCUUUGUUCAACAAUGGCCUCAGCUGCGGGUCAUGUUAUGAAAUGAAAUGUGACAGUGAUCCUAAAUGGUGUCUCCCUGGAUCGAUUAUGGUUACUGCAACUAACUUUUGUCCCCCUAACUUAGCCUUGUCUAAUGACAAUGGAGGUUGGUGCAAUCCUCCUCUACAACACUUCGACAUGGCAGAGCCUGCUUUCUUACAAAUUGCUCAAUACAAAGCUGGAAUCGUCCCCAUAUCAUUCAGAAGAGUCCCCUGUACGAAGAAAGGAGGAAUUAGGUUCACAAUAAAUGGUCACUCAUACUUCAACUUGGUGUUGAUAACAAAUGUGGGAGGAGCUGGAGAUGUGAAAGCAGUAUCAAUAAAAGGAUCAAAAACAGGAUGGCAACCAAUGUCUAGAAAUUGGGGCCAAAACUGGCAGAGCAACAACUACAUGAAUGGCCAAAGCUUGUCAUUCCAAGUGACCACAAGUGACGGGAAGACUGUGACAAGCAACAACGUAGCACCUGGUAACUGGCAAUUUGGGCAGACAUUUGAGGGUGCUCAGUUCUAGAUUAGGAGUUGGGUUUGAUUUGUAUAUGUUCAUUUGACCUUCUGUUUGUUUGGUUGUGAGAAGAGGAGAAGGGUGAAUAGGGUAGGAGUCUCUUGCUGAGGUGGUUAUUGGCACCCGCUAGGCCUCUCUCUCUCUCUCUAUAUAUAUAUUGAUAGUAAAAGAUUGUGAGAGUUACCUCUUUGAUUUGUAUUUCAAUCAGAAAGCUAUACUUCAUUGGUU
Molecule: messenger RNA, 1071 nt
Organism: Pistacia vera
Lineage: Eukaryota; Viridiplantae; Streptophyta; Magnoliopsida; Sapindales; Anacardiaceae
Product: expansin-A8
Exons: 3
Coding region: 94-852 (252 amino acids)
Biological process (GO): plant-type cell wall organization
Cellular component (GO): extracellular region
Source: RefSeq, a predicted model, not a curated record